Asparagus officinalis (garden asparagus) is the source of this 2102-nucleotide messenger RNA. RefSeq lists its product as uncharacterized. NCBI's taxonomy places the organism in Eukaryota, Viridiplantae, Streptophyta, Magnoliopsida, Asparagales, Asparagaceae. The record is from RefSeq and is a predicted model, not a curated record. Bases 684 to 1394 code for a protein of 236 amino acids. The transcript has 3 exons.
AUAACCGCCCACAUGUUCUCUCUCCCUCUCUCUUCCACAUUCCCCAUUUUACCUCAUCUUUCUUCAGUGAGAUUUGCCUUCUCUUUCUUCAGUGAGAUUGAAUAGCAUUUCAAUUAGUUUUUUAUGUCUUAGAAGAGGAGGAAACCCUAACCCUAGAUCUUAGAAGCUCUCUCUCUGUUCUCUAAUGGCGAAGUUUGCUGAUGCUCGCGCUGGCGAUCCCAAGGUUGGAGAGAAAAUCUCACUGAACAUGAGGUUUCAAUGUUACAGUCAUCCUGUAUUUUCAAAAAACAACAAAACAAAUCCUAAAAAUUCACAGUCCAUUUGAUUGUCAUUUAUAUACGUUUGUCCACUUUCGGUCUCAAAUUUUCUCUCCCCUCCCAAUAUUAGAGAGAGAGAGAAGAGGAGAAAGGGAGGAUCUUGGGAGCUCUAUUGGAUCUUUUCUUGAUUCUUUCAGGUUGCAGUUUCUUUCCUUUAUCUCUACUUUCAUUCCAGUUUCCAGCCAAGCAAUAUCUAUUAGAGUUGAAAAUAUCACUUUUUGAUUGAUGGAUUCUUCCUAUUGAUCCUAAACCUCAAUUGGGUCUUAGGGUUUUGAAGUUCUAAUAGCAAAAUAUUUGAUUGAUUUUGGAUUCAUGGGCUACUCUCUUUGAUGUAAGAAAUUGCGUUUUUUUCAAGUUGAGAUUUCAAUGGAGACAAGGUUCAAUCAGAAGAGAGCGGAAUCAGACAGCUGCCCUUUUCGAAAAUUUAUUAGAAGGCAUAUAUCUAAGGAUGAUGCAUAUAGUUCAAAAGAAAGCUCUUUAGAGGCAUCAGUGGCAUCUGCAAGUGGAAACAAUGGAGAUCAUUCAAUGAUUCAGGAAGAAUUUGUGAGUGAUGAGAGUGCUUUGUUGAGCUUGCAUCCAUGGAUUUUUAAGAAGGAAAGCUAUCAAGAAGGAACGAAUAAUGGUGUUGAGAAAAGUAGAGGCUCUCUUAGGAGCAGGAGGUUUCGAAGAUUUUUGGUUAAGCCAGUUACAUUUACGGGCAACUACAUGAAACCUUUCGCUGAACAAGUUGAAAUGGAUGAGUAUUGUAUUGAUUCUCCUCCCAAUUCACCCACACCAAGUUUGAGACCAUUUGUUGUAACUGAUGAGAGAAAAAUAAUUAGCAAGUCCAGUUUCGACUAUUUCAGCAUGCGGCAUGAAAAUCCAUUGUUGAAGGAGGAUGAUUUACAUAAGGAAGCUGAUAUGAUUAAUUCGGUUGCAAAGAGAGCUGUGACAGGGGCUCCUCUUUUACCAAACUCGGGAAAGAUGAAGAGAAAGAGUAGCGAGUUGCAGGAUGGAAGUGUCGAGGCUUCUAAUUCAAUGAACCCUUGCAAAAUUUUGCAGUUGGAAGACUUAAUAUAUUUGCGCCUAUCGCGAUAGCGGCACUUGCAGUGCUGGUACCAGUCAAUUGGACAAACGACACUCUAGAGAAAUCAUCAAUAGUACAUAGUGACAUAGAUAAGCUUUCCAUAUCAAACAUCAAAAUUGGAUCCCAGAGGUCAAGUUUAAGAUUGACAAUCCAUCAGAAUUACAAGCUGAAGAUUAAUAAUAAGAAAGCAUUAUCGCUAAAGCACAUAAAAUUUCUUGAGGUUGUCAGAAGUCAAAAAGAGCAGAAAGAAAAUCUUGCGUUCCAAGCUGUACAGUUUACUAUGUCAAAAAUUUUGCUAAUUUUAAGUUAAAGCAUGUCAAAUAUGUUGGUUGAGGAUUAAUUCAAUAGUGACUUGAUAAAGGGGUUUCUUUGGUUUGCUUGGAGUAAUUUUAUUGUGUGGUUUAAUUGGGUAAAAUUUUGUGUAGACAUGAAGAAAGUUGAUUGUGCGUUAGUAAUUGUUUGGCAAUUUGUUUAAUUAUUGACAUUGACUUGGAUAACUUGAGGAUUACUAGGUAGUUUGGGUAACUUGAGGAUUUUGUUGUUAGCGGAAUGCAUUUUUUUUUAAUUUGUAGUAUUAUAGAUCUUUUUGUUACUAAUGUGGGAGAAUUAUAUGAAAUUUAGAUGUUUGAUAAUAAUAGUAAUAAGCUUAUUAGUUGAUUAUGAGUAAUAUUCAUGUUUGGUAAUGAUAGUAAUAAGCUUAUGGGUUGACUGUUAGUAAU